Molecule: messenger RNA, 2771 nt
Organism: Drosophila yakuba
Lineage: Eukaryota; Metazoa; Arthropoda; Insecta; Diptera; Drosophilidae
Product: trypsin-2
Exons: 3
Coding region: 68-943 (291 amino acids)
Biological process (GO): proteolysis
Molecular function (GO): serine-type endopeptidase activity
Source: RefSeq, a predicted model, not a curated record
GGUAGAAGUCUUGAAUAUGUUUCUUAACUUUGAAGCCCUGAGAAGCCUGUCACUUUUAUAGCUAAAUAUGCUGCUUGCAUACUUGCUUCUGCUAAAAAUUCCUUUGGUUUUGCCUAACAAUAUUACCACGAGUAAUAUAAACCAUUUUCGCGAGCCAACCUAUAGUCAUCUUAGUUCGUAUCUGGUAUCCUUGCGGACUCGCAAAUAUAUCCACUCUCCUGGAGAUAAUCACUUCUGCACCGGAGUUAUCCUUACCAAUCGCCAUGUGCUUACUUCAGCACACUGCAUUACGGAUAAAAACGGAGUGAUGAUGAGCCCCAAACGAAUUGUGGUGGCUCUUUGCGCGGCUCUUUUUAGGACCCCAGAGUCAGAGGAAUUUGUUGUAGAUAUUCAUAACAUGCUUAUCCAUCCGUACUACCAUAGAAACCAGCACAAUGAUAUAGCUAUAAUAAAGCUGAAGAGGUAUGUGAAAUUGGACGGCCAUCACUUGGCUCCAGUUUUGCUUGGCAACUCCUCGCUGGAAGUGGGGAAUGAUUGCAAGACCAUUGGUGGAAACUUCGGCGUACGAAGGCAAAGAUUUGGAUCAUUUCAUAGCAUGUUGCUUGUGAAUGUCGAACUGCGGCCAUUCGACGAUUGUCUGAAGGCGAAGAAGAGUCUAAUGGAUGCUAGACCAGAAAACGAGGACCUAAUAUGUGUAAAGUCCAUGGAUCAUCAGAUAUGUACCACAGAUUUCGGUGGUCCACUAUUUUGCGAUGGUCAGCUGUAUGGGAUAGCUCUGGGCUCCAUUAAUUGCUCCAGUCCAGAUCCAGUGUUCUUCAGUGACGUAUCGUUCUACAACAGCUGGGUGACCAAAAUGAUAUCGGAGGGAGUGGACCAAAGCCCAUUUAUCGCAGCGAGGUUUUCCCUUUAUUCCUACAUCAUUUUAUUGCUUAACAUUAUCUGAAAUCAGGACAGGGAAAUAUAACUCUCUCUAGAGAAAGGAAAAUUUGACCGGCCCCUGUGAUGCAUGGAAAAUUGGGGAAAGCCCUAGGAAACUUUCGCCUGUAUUGCACCUGUGUGCCACGUGUGGCACGUUCACUUUCCCCCCAAAUAAACCUCUCUGACUUUCCUUUCUUUCUCAACACUUUUGCAUCAAUCAAGAAGCAAAGGAAACUGCCGAAAAACUUAAUAAAUUUGUACAUAAAACAUGAUUGAUAAAGGCCAUAAAUAAUCCCAAAAAUAAAUAGAAAAUUGGUCAAGAAAAAAGUAAAAGGCCGCGACACGGCAAUUUGAUGUAACAACCAAUCAUUAUUAAUAGCCACGAAACGCCGGAAAAAACCGACCCGUUAAGGUAACAAGAAAUUGCACACACACGCGAUAAUAUUGGCCGAAAAAAGGAAAAGCCAGAAGUUAACAAUAACAUGUCUGCGCUGAACUCUUGUUGCUUAACUCCCAUUGACUUUAGUUCAAGACUCGCCGUCAGUCGUCGGAUGGAAAGCCAGCCAUAAAUCAGUAAUAAUUAUAUUUUUUGUUGCUCUGAAUUGCCCGAAUGCAGGUAGCUGGGUAUCACAAAAGCUGAUAAAUCGAUGCUGAUAAAUUGAAAAUUACCAGCCAAGCGAUAUAUAAUGGUCUGGUUGAUAAGCUCACAGAUUGCACACACAAAUAUAUACGUACUCUUGCAUACAGCAUUUGAUUUUCCUUUUAUACUGCUGAAAUUGCAUACCAAUUUGUGGUAGCCAGCAGCCCAGACUUGUGUGCCUGAUUUGCCUUUUUCAUUCGCCUUGAAAGCCAACUAGAUGUUGAACCCAGCAGUGGGAUAAAGGAAAGAAGAAGAAAGGUGUUAUAAUUAACAAAAAACAAUAAUUAGGGGUGUUGAUAGUUAAACCAGUAAAUGAAAUAAAACCUAAUAUUUAUUUAAAAAUCGAAUAUUGUGCUCGUGAAUUGAUAUAGUGCCUUAAUAAUAUAAUAUAAAAUUCAAAUUUUAAAGGAAUUCCACAUGGGGUAGGUAAAGUAAGCCGAUGAAAACUAAGUGAAAAAUAUCAUAUUGUAAAAUGGUAUACUUAAUUCCACUGUACGCCGGAAACCUUAAAAACACCCAACUAAAACUGUAGUUGAAAAAUCAAAGUACCCGAACACAAAAUUCAAGUAAAAAUCACGUUCCAAGCAAAAGACGCUAACGUGGCCGAAAAAUAGGAAACAAAAGCCACAACAGGGAGACGAUGCAUCGAUAUGGACUCACAGACCGAAGUUGAUUUUUAUUGGGAAGAGUGAGGGCAUUAAAUUAAAUCUAUUUGUACAAUUUAUAGAGGGGAAAAGUGAAGUGAAGUGAUUUCUAUGGCCACACACAUGUGUGUGUUGCAAAACCAUACAAAAAAAAUCACUUAAAGUUGGGCCAACGUUUCCGCUGAGGCCAGACCACUGAACUGGACAAACGUUCCUGUGAAAACUGCAGACAUGGCAUCAAAUAAAACAUGGGGACCAACGAAGGAGGAGAAUACAGUCGGGAUCUGUAAAUCCAACCCAGAGGACGACGAUGGUCCGCUGAAAUUUUCGCCUGCGAAAAAAAGCUAAAUAAAUAAAUAUCACCAGCAGGGGGAGUGGAUAAAAAAUAGAUUUGUGCUGUGAAUAAACUCAUGGAUACGUAGCAUAUGUCGGCGAUAGAGGGGAAAGCGUGAAAAGUGUACUCAAUGAAAAUAGCCAUCAGCAAUGUGCUUGUCUUGUAAAUAUACCUUCUCAACAAAGAUACAAUUAUGCAACUUUUAAUAAAUGGAAUAAAAAGCUUGAGGACAGAA